AUGCACAUUUCAAUUCAGAGGGUUGAGGUGCUUUUCACUUUCAACCCUCAGCGAUCCAUUCCGCAGCAGAUUGGCACUCAGUCUCUGAGAAGCGGAUCGAGCAGCUUUCCACGAUAUACGCCCAAAGUGGGCAACACACAGUGGAAAAAGGUCCUCAUUGUACUCAACGGAGUGUUCUCCACUGUGGAAGAGAUCCCAGAGAACCUUGUUCAUGAUCAUGAAAAAAACGGCCUGCCACGUCUCUCAUCAUUCACUCCGCAGGAAGUUACGCACAGAUUGAACACCUAUUUUAAAUUUUUCACUGUGAGAGAUCCAUUUAAGCGCCUGAUUUCUGCAUUCAAAGACAAGUUCAUAAAGAACCCACGCUCUGAGGCUUGGUAUAAGCAUGACAUAGCUCCAGCCAUUAUCCGUAAGUACCGCAAGAGCCACCGCAACAGCGACAACACCGCCUCUGGACUGCACUUUGAGGACUUUGUCCGGUACUUGGGUGACAUGGAAGGCCGCACUCGUAUGGACCGGCAGUUUGGUGACAACAUCAUCCACUGGGUUACUUACACAGAGUUAUGCGCACCGUGUGAAAUCCAGUACAGCGUGGUGGGUCACCAUGAGACACUGGAGCAAGACGCCCCCCACAUCCUCAGAGCAGCAGGCAUCGAUCAGUUGGUGUCCUAUCCGGCCAUUCCUCCAGGCAUCACCCGCUACAACAGGUCCAAGGUGGAGCACUACUUCUCAGGCAAGCGGGACAUCAGGCAUCUUUACACUCGGUACCAGGGUGACUUCCUCAUGUUUGGUUACCCAAGUCCAGAAUUUCUACUGAACUAAGCGAGCACUCCUUUCUAAAAAAAAAGCCUUGUUUUUAUGUAAAAUCCUCAGUGUAUUUGGUUUACUUAGAUAAAGGUGGCUUUCAGACAGCAGCUCUGCAGUAGAUGUGUACUGUAACUUUUUUUUUUACAUAUAUUUUGGAAUAACUCGCAGAUUGACACAAUGACAUACAUUGUUGUGUCAUAUUUGUAUUUAAAGCUACAGUGUGUCAGAUUCAGUGCCACCUAGUAGUGAGUUUACAGAUUGCAUUAUGCCAUCACCGGGAAUGAUGCUGUCUCCCUUCGCGUUUCCCUUCUUUGGUGAUGAGGAUUCACGUUCCCUUGCCUUCUCUCGUGAUAAGCAAUAUGUAUGAUCCUCCAUUUAAAAAAAAAAAAAAAAACCCGA
Molecule: messenger RNA, 1206 nt
Organism: Thalassophryne amazonica
Lineage: Eukaryota; Metazoa; Chordata; Actinopteri; Batrachoidiformes; Batrachoididae
Product: carbohydrate sulfotransferase 10-like
Exons: 6
Coding region: 1-822 (273 amino acids)
Biological process (GO): proteoglycan biosynthetic process; carbohydrate biosynthetic process
Cellular component (GO): membrane
Molecular function (GO): sulfotransferase activity
Source: RefSeq, a predicted model, not a curated record